Messenger RNA from Triticum urartu, 1910 nucleotides. RefSeq lists its product as uncharacterized. Lineage: Eukaryota; Viridiplantae; Streptophyta; Magnoliopsida; Poales; Poaceae. The record is from RefSeq and is a predicted model, not a curated record.
AAUAAAUAAUACUACAUUUAUCCAAAAAUAAUAAGUUGCCGAUUUAUUGGCCUAAUUAAACACCAACCAAUUCCCAUCGAGCGCACGCUAUUCGCCAGUUCACUUGCCUUUUUUCACAUCAACAAAAAAAAAAAGAGCUCCACGUCCAUAAAUAGGCGCACGUGAUCGUCCUUCUGCAGGUGUCCGGCGGCUCUCACAUCUGAAGUCCGGCCAGGGGCCAGCAAUGGGAUGCUCCAGCUCGACGCUUGCGCGCGGCGGCGUAGACAUGUCGGCGCUGCCGGCGCCGGCGCGGCCAGAGAGGCGGCAUAGCCUUCCUUCACGCGCCGCCUCGGCGCUGGGCUCCCACGGCCUCUGCCGCGGCCGGCACGACGGCCUGCACCCCUACACGAGGUUGCCGCUCGAAGAGACGGUAAAGGGCGAAGCCGAAUACGGAGCACCGUCAGCGGAGGCGAAGGCCGCUUCCUUUAGUGGGGAUGCGGCGGCGUGGCCUGCGGAGGGCCGCGCGCCGGUCAAGCUAUCGCCGGCCGGAAUUCUUGAGGGCGCAGCAUCGGCAACGUCGAGCACAGCGCAUUGGACCGCAUCAGCGACUUCGAGCACGCCGCAAUUUUCAGCUUCGCCGAGUUGGUUCCGUGGAGAAUCAUCGUCGCCGCCACCGCCGGUGCAGUUUGUGGCGCCUGACUUUGACCCGGCGAUCCUGUCCCUGUUCCGCGAGGCCUUGGUAGGACAGUCACCGUCUCACCCGGCGGUUCUCUUCCCAGAGAAUGAGGCCACGACCCCGCGGGAGACGGCCGCCUUGGACGAGGCGGUGCCGCCGGCCGCCCGGGACAUGCCGGAGGUGACCGGCUUGGUUCGCGCGCGAGUCGACGAGUUCCACAAGAAGCUGGAGGAGAUGAAGGAAGCUGAGGCCCAGAGCGCCACCCGCGACGCCACGGACGAGGUGGCGGCGCCUCCUCCGAGGAAGGCGGUGGUAGUGUACUUCACCAGCAUCCGCGGCGUGCGCAAGACGUUCGCGGACGGCGCGGCCGUGCGCGCCAUCCUGUUCUCCUACCGCGUGCGCGUGGACGAGCGCGACGUGUCCAUGCACGCCGCCUUCAAGGACGAGCUCCGCAACCUCGUCAGCCUCGCCGCGGGGGGCGGGCACGUGCUCCCCCGCGUUUUCGUCUUGGGCGAUGGCGAGCAGCAGCAAGACCUUGGGGGCGCCGACGAGGUGAGCGCGCUGCACGAGAGCGGCGAGCUCGCUCACGCGCUGGCCGGGUGCGAGACGGUGGCGGCGCUCCUCCCCCCGUGCGUCGGGUGCGGUGACUUGCGGUUCCUGCCCUGCGACAGGUGCUUCGGCAGCUGCAAGCUCUUCGCCGGCGACGAGGGUGGGUGCGUGGGUGACAUGUUCGAGGAGUGCACGCACUGCAACGAGAACGGGCUCAUCAGGUGCCCGGUCUGCUGCCUCUGACGGCCACAGCUAAGAGUUUCAUGUGCCAGAUUAGUGUCAGACUGAGAGACUCGCUACGUUCUCGUAGGCUACAAUUGGCCUCACUUUACCGUGCUGCCAGAGAAGCUGCCUUUUGGUUUUCUCCUGGUCAGCAAUAUCUUAGUUUGUUCGUGGAUGGAUGUGUUCUUGGAAUCGCAGUUAUCCCGGACCUUUCUAUGCUCCAGGCGCCCGGUCCCGGAAGAGGGCUCUCGUGACUCCAAGUCAUGGCCCAUUGUUUCACUUGUUGUUUGCUUGGUGUAAUCCGGGCUGUGUUGUUGUAAUGCAACAUCUUGUAUCCUGCCUAUUUUCUUUCCUUCUUUCCUUUCGUGUGGUGUUGUAUUUGUCUGCAAGGACGUCAUUAAUUUGACGCCAGGCCGCAGGCCUUCUUUCUAAAAAAGAAAUUAUCCUGGAUCUUAGAAGUCUAGGCAUUUUUCUGUCUGUUUGA